Trichobilharzia szidati is the source of this 1419-nucleotide messenger RNA. NCBI's taxonomy places the organism in Eukaryota, Metazoa, Platyhelminthes, Trematoda, Strigeidida, Schistosomatidae. The record is from the annotation of a GenBank genome assembly.
AUGGAUGAGGAGAUUACAGAAAAAACGGAAUUCGAAGUAGCAAUGAAAAGAAAGCCGACAAAUAUAUGUUUGCAAUCAAUUAAGGCAAUGUUGAGCAGUCGAAAAAUGAUUGCGAUUAUUGUCUUUCUUACAAUUCUUCUUGACAAUAUGUUAUUAACAUCUAUCAUCCCAGUUGCUCCAAAAAUACUGGCUGAGCAUCAUACAGAUAGUGGUAUUCUAGAAAAAGAAAUGCAUGAUUGUGAACCAGACAAUUCAACUUCAAAAGGACAAUGUUCCAUAAGCAAUCAGUCCACCGUUUCAAAUCAAAAUACGGAUGAUGAACAUUUUGAAGGUGAACAUAUUCAACUUGGUUUACUGUUCGCUGCGAAACCAAUUGUUCAGUUAUUAUGUAAUCCAUUAAUUGGUCCAAUUACAAAUAGAAUUGGAUACAGUAUACCAAUGUUUACCGGAUUCAUCAUUAUGUUUGUCGCAACACUAAUUUUCGCUUUCAGUGAACAUUAUUACUUAUUGUUGGCUGCUAGAGCUGUUCAAGGAAUGGGUUCAGCUUGUUCUAGUGUAGCAGGUAUGGGAAUGUUGGCAACUGCUUUCACUGAUGACAAAGAAAGGGGUCGUGCUUUCGCUUUCGCUUUAAGCGGUUUAGCUUUAGGCGUAAUGAUUCUUCAACUAAUAACACUGAAACCAUCUAUUAGACGAGAAGUUCAAGAAGGUUCAUCAAUAAUAAAACUAUUAAUAGAUCCUUAUAUUCUUAUUGCGGCCGGUUGCAUUACAUUCGGAAACUUGGGUAUGGCUAUUCUUGAACCAACUUUACCUCUUUGGAUGAAAAUAAAAAUGAAUUCUGAAGAAUGGGAACAAGGUGUUUUAUUUCUAUCCGCCAGUGUUUCUUAUUUAAUCGGUGCAAAUAUAUUCGGACCAAUAUCGUAUAGAAUUGGUCGAGGAAACAGUGCUGGUCUCGGGUUGCUAAUUUGUAGUGCCAGUUUAGUUGGUUUGCCAUUUUCAACAAGAAUCGAACACCUGAUCGCUCCAAUGUUCUGUCUUGGAUUCGCUAUUGGAAUGAUUGACUCAUCAAUUAUGCCAACUAUGGGUCAUUUAGUCGACUUAAGACAUGUCGCUGUAUACGGGAGCGUUUAUGCCAUCUCUGAUAUCGCCUUCUGUUGUGCAUUUGUGACUGGACCUUUACUUAGUACUGUAUUGAUUAGAGCAUUUGGUUUUAAGUGGACUCUUUGGACUACUGCAAUAAUAUGCUUUGUCUAUGCACCAUUGACACUAAUUCUCAGAAAUCCGCCUAGGCGAAAAACUGCCCGAAGUGAGUCAAAACAAAUUGAUAAAAAUGAGUUACUUGAGUCUACACGAACUGGUAAUGGGAUAUUGGCAACCAGUGUCUUUCCACCAGUGAAGUGUGCAAUAUGGUUAUCAGGUUAG